Messenger RNA from Mytilus trossulus (common blue mussel), 4896 nucleotides. Its product is annotated as high affinity cGMP-specific 3',5'-cyclic phosphodiesterase 9A-like. Gene Ontology annotation, biological process: cGMP catabolic process; signal transduction. The transcript is spliced from 17 exons. NCBI's taxonomy places the organism in Eukaryota, Metazoa, Mollusca, Bivalvia, Mytilida, Mytilidae. The record is from RefSeq and is a predicted model, not a curated record. Gene Ontology annotation, molecular function: 3',5'-cyclic-GMP phosphodiesterase activity. The coding region runs from base 348 to 1949 and encodes 533 amino acids.
UUGAAUGAUAAUACCAAAUAUAAAUUUCUGAUCACUCUAAUUAUCGAGGAUAAUAUUGAUCUUAUAUAUCCAGCGACAGCCGUACAAAUUGUGACAGUAUUCAUACAAGUGAUCGGUCACUUCACAGCUUUUUCAGAUCUACCUAUAUAUAAUUAUACGUUUCUAUGACAAUCAUACGCACCUUGUGUUUCCAAGGCGAUAACAUCAACAACAUUAGCCAAUUGAUUCCUGUGUUAAACGCGAGUAAAACGUAAAUUCAAAUAUUGACAUGGAAAUCAGUAUAUUGAAAAUAUCGACAUGCUAGACUUUUGAAAACAUUGUAUUUAGUUAUUUUUGAAAUAAUAGACAUGGGAAACGGAUCGUCAAUAGAGAGUACCAAAACAGUUUUUCUGGACAUAAAUGGAAAGUCAGAAAAGAUCAUUUUCAGUAGACAUUGUAGUUCUAGAGAUAUACAUGACCUUAUUGCACAGGUUGCGGGGGUCGGCAAAUUCUGUGAAAUAUCACUGAAAGAUUGCCAAGGAGCACAUGUUCCAUUGGCUCCUACAAUGCCAAUGAACUCAAAUGGAUUGCCUUACAAAGUGGCCAUCAAAGACACAGCUCCUACGUCAGGUGAUAAUGAAGUCAUUGCUCAGGUACUGACAACCGUCACAGAACAAUUCAACAGACUAACUCUUACAGAUAGUGCAUCAGUAUUUAAAAUGGAAGAGCUAAAAUCGGAUAUAUCUUCGAGACUUACUGCAUUGGAACGCAAAAUGGAAAUCGAAGGACUUAAAUCUGUAGAAAUUGAGAAAUGUAAGCGAGAUAUAUCUGAAAUUAAAGACCAAAUAUGGACAGCCCAAAAGAAAUUUGUUGACUUUAACAGAAUAAGACCACUAGUAUAUGGAUAUGGUGUUGAUCCUUUUUACAGUUCGAUGAGCGAUGAGACGAAGAUUAGUUUAAAAAGGGAUGUUCCAGCUUAUCCAAAGUACACAUUAUCACAUGAGACAACAGACUACCUGAAGCAACCAACAUUUGAUAUCUGGCAUUGGGAACCUAAUGAGAUGCUUAGUUUGAUGGAGCAUAUGUAUCACGAACUUGGAUUAGUGGCAGAGUUUAGCAUAAAUCCAAUUACUCUAAAGCGAUGGAUUCUCUGUGUUCAAGAAAAUUACAGAAACAAUCCUUUCCAUAACUUCCGACAUUCUUUUUGUGUGACACAAAUGAUGUAUGGAAUGAUAAACCAAUGUCGGUUAUGGGACCACAUGUCCAGGGAAAGCCUUGGAAUUCUUAUGACAGCAUGCGUGUGCCACGAUUUGGAUCAUCCGGGAUAUAACAACACGUAUCAGAUAAAUGCACGAACAGAGCUUGCCAUUCGAUAUAACGAUAUUUCACCACUAGAAAAUCAUCAUUGUGCUAUAGCGUUCAAGAUUCUUUCUAAUCCUGAAUGCAAUAUUUUUUCGAACGUUGACAAGGACACAUUUAAACGAAUCCGCUCUGCAAUAACUAAUCUGAUUCUGGCCACAGACAUGGCACGACAUAAGGACAUAUUAGAGACCUUUAAAAGUAAACUCGAAAAAUUCGAUUUUACCAAUGAAGAACAUAGUCUGGCGCUGAAGAUGGUUUUAAUAAAAGCUUGUGAUAUUUCAAAUGAAGUCAGACCAAUGGAAGUAUCUGAACCUUGGGUGGAUUGUUUGUUAGAAGAAUAUUUCAAUCAGUCUGACAGAGAGAAAAGUGAAGGACUACCAGUAGCACCAUUUAUGGAUAGAGACAAAGUAACAAAGCCAACUGCUCAGAUUGGAUUUAUCAAAUUUGUAUUAAUCCCUAUGUUCGAAACGUUAUCAAAGUUAUUCCCAAUUUUAGAUGAAACUAUGGUAGAACCCUUGCGAACAGCUCGUGAUCGAUAUGAAAGCAUGAAAGAACAGGUAAAACAGCUGACAAAAUCAAAAUCAAGUGUAUCUUCUAAAACUGGAUGAUUUAACAUUAUCAUUUUGCUUUUUUGGUUUUUUUUUCUUUUUGUAAAUAUAUUCUACAACAGUAGGUUGUUAGCGUGUUUGUGCUUUUGUUAUUUUAUUAUUUACAAUUUAUAUCUAUCAUUUAAUGCGAAUUACUUUUAUUAAGGUGGAAAACUUUUUUAAAAAGCUUUUGUAAUUUUCCUUUUUUAUGUAUUGUUUAGUUUUAUGUUAUUGUAGUGAUCUGAAAUGGUAAAUGUUCGAUUAGAACAAACGACACCUCAUUAUAAGAUAAUUGACACUACAAUGCGAAAUGUUACUCGUUUGAUGAUCCGUACGAAAUUUAAAGGACGGAAGCUAAAUAAAAAAAAUUUUGUUUUAUUGUGUUAUUCAAAAGCAUUUCUUUGGUUGAUCGUCCGUUCGAAUAAAAUGUUUAUAUACUGAAAUAAAACAGUAAAUAUUGAUAUAAAAAGUUAUGAUACUUUGACGUUGAAAUUUUGCCUCUUUAACGUUUUUGAAUCUUUGUGAUAGUGGUUUAAGAUAAAAAUAAAUUAAUGAAUAUAUUAUAUUUAUCUAUCAAAGCUAUCAAAUGAAAGGCUAAUGAAUGUUGCAAUUUAUGAUGAUAUGAAUUUUUUUUUUUUAAACUAGAAUUUUUAAAUGAACAAAUGGGAAAAAUUAUUUUAUUUUGUUUAAUUUACUUUUCAUUUUUGCUUUAUUGUUUAGAACAAUACAAGAUUAAACGUUAUUUUGAAUUCAGAUUUCCAAUCAUGACAGAUUAUAAAUUCUUAAGAAAUUAUACAAAACCAUUUGUUUUCUGCUCAUUCCCAAUUUCCAUUCUCAAUAUAUUGUUAAAAUUACCUGAAAAAAUGACAGAAGCUAUCAGAGGGACAGUAAAAACCCUAAGUCGAAUAAAAUUCGACAGCACCGUGGCAAUAACAAAAUCAAAUUAUCGAAAGACAAACAGUAGUCUAAAAAGAUUACUUUGAAAACUAAAGACUAGGAAACAGUAAUCCUUCCAAUAGCUGAGGGUGACUGCAGGUACUCCGAAAAAUUCUGCUCAUAUGUGCUUUCGUCGUGUUGCUAAUUAUUAGUAUAAAGCAAGUUAUAUUUCUUAUUUGGUCAUAUCAUAAUCAGAAAACAGAUUGUUUCAGACAAAUACAGUUAGGACGUGACAAAUAGGGGUAGUAAUUUGUGUCGUUGUUUGGCUUUCUUUGUGACAUUUUUCUAAAUCUGACUUUUAUUUAUAACAAUUAAAUUGUCCUGAUAGUAAUUGCUGCAAUCAAAAUAAAUAAAAAAGAUCUAGACUUAAUACAGUGUUAUUUUGGUUUAAUCUAGUAUAAUUUACAAAACAAUAAACAAUAAAAUUUCAGAAUGCUCAAGAUGAAAAGGAAAAGAAAUGAACAUUGAGAACACAAUAGACAGUUGUUGAAGUUACAAUUCAAUUGACAUUAUGGUUGAAGCUCAUCAAAGACUCGUGAUAUAUGUGUCAUAGAUUAAGCACGAUUUCUGAUUUUAUGAAAACUUCUUUGAAUGAAGUUGCAUUUUAAUCGAAUGAUUAUGGUGAAUGAAGCCAAUAUUGUAUUAUAACUAUAAUUUCACGUUAAAACAUUACAGAGUAGUCUGGAGAAGCAACAUAUAUUUUAGUAUUCUCUAUUUUAUACUAAACUUUUUUAUCAGAGUUAUCCGAUGAAAUUAAUUCCGUAUUUGAAAUUUUCUGGCAUUUGCGAUAGGUAAUUUUUUCAAAAUUAUCUAUAACGGUUUUACCAGAAAAAAAAAUCUAACCUGAAAUUCAAUCAAUUGUUGUGUGUGUAUCACUAGUUACAAAUGACAUAGUUUUAUGUCUGAUCAGUAUGAUCCUUAACUAAAGCCUUACUGAUGUCGCUUCUCCAAACCGCUGUUUUGAGUAUUUUAUGAAAUAAAAAUGCAUAGAAUAUGAUGUUCACAGAUUCCUAACGUUAUAAAGGUGCACAGUUGUAAAGUAUUCGAUAUUUUGUUAGCUACUUCGAUGGAUAUUGUAUGCAAAAUGUUAAUAUAAAACUUUGAUAUCGCAAUCUUUUUAUUAUUUUUAGAUAAGCAAUUUGUCAUUUUCAUAGUACAUUUCAAUAAGUAUGGUUAAAUAGUUACAAUACACGAUAUUUUACAUAAACAAUAAUUGGAAGAUAAUGUACAAAUCCUGAAAAAAAUACUAUUAAUUUUACAUAAUUAAUAAAUGCACAUUUUGACAAAUUGAAAGGGAAAAAAAGACUUUUCAAUUUUUAUUUAAAACAGGACAUAACAUGUAUAUCAAUUUUGUAAUUAACUACUUCUCUCAGGGUUCUGAAAUUGAGGUUUUGUACAUGACUAUGUAUUGAGGUACUUAUGUAACAAGCAACCUGCCAAAAUAUAUGAUCUAUUUGGUAGAUUGUAUUAAGACUGUUAAUGAUGUUAAGGAGGUACAUGAAAAAUUUUCUUCGAUAAUUAAUUUGUUUAUAAUUUUUAUGUUUAUAUUUACAUUAUAUAACUGUACGUACCUGUUCUGUUAAUGAUUUACUAAAAAUAUGCCCAUUAGACAAAAUAUUAUUCAUCAUUAGUAAGGCCACACCAAUUUGAUUCCUUGUUCGACGGACCCGCCCGCACCUAUUUUUUUCAAAACAGAUUUUUUUUAAUUUUUAUUAUAUUCCCGCUUCCCGCAUCCGGAAAUGAAAUCAUGUCCAUUUCCCGCACCGUUUUUUGUAAAUAUUUUAUAAAGAUCUCAACAUUUGUUUUUUAAAAUCACAGUCUAGCCUUUAUAUAACGAUUUUAAACCUAUCAGCACCCCACAACACUGUAAGUAUCUGCGAGAAUAUUUGUUUCAGCAUGAAACCAAUUUAUUCCUAGCGGGAGUGCUCCAAUAUAAAUAGAAAUACCAGUACAGAACAAAACGUUGGUUUUUCUCCCCUAACUUAUAUUCCCUAUAAAAAAAAUGUUCGUUGUUAAAAUAAAGUACAAAGAA